UGAUGCUGAAUAUGAUAAAUUCAUUGGUGCCAAUCAACCUACAGAAGAAGAUGACGGACACUCCAGGACUCCUACCCCAUCAAGUGGGAGAAAAAAGAAGACUUCAUCUGGUAAAGCAAAGGUAGGGAAGGUACCAGAGAAACCAGUUCCACCUAAAGAACCUAUGGAGGAUAGAUUGAAGGGUUGCACUGCUGCCAGUGCAGUCUCAGUAGCUGUACUUAAAGCUGCAGCAAAUUUCCUACAGAAGCCAGUAGUUUGAACACCUUCGUGAUGCAACGGCUGUCACAUCUGGUAUUGCUCAACAAAAUGUAGACAAUACUGUUACCAUGCCGACCCCAGCUAUGGUGGUUUUAAGUGGUGGAAAGUCAGCACCAGGCAAACUCCACAUGCUAAAGAAUGUAUUUGCGAUUGCUAAACCAGGAUUAACUAUAAGCGAAAGUAUCAGUAACUUGAUAAAAGUUUACCAGAAUGUUGGAAAAGGUCUUUCAGCAAAAUCGAGCUCUGGGUUGCUCACUGGUGCCUCUGGUGGAUAUGAACCAAGCUAUGACAAACCUGAACAACCACUAGAUGCGAUUUUGGAAGCAAUAAACACCUCAGGACUUGUUCCAGGACAAGAUAUCUUCCUUGGAAUUGAAUGCUCAGCCCAUGAGAUAUUUGAUUAUGACAAAGGAAAGUAUGAGAUUUCCACAGGUACAUUGAAAACAGCCGAUGAAUUUAUAGAUCUUCUCAAAGAUCUAGUGAUGCGGUAUCCAUCUCUCAUCAUGAUCAUUGAUCCUCUGAGGAGGGAGGACAGGGAGCAGUGGACAAAACUUUGUGAAAUGGUUUCGGAAAAGUGUUUUAUCAUUGGAAGUGAUGUUAUAUAUGGUUCUAUGCAUUCGUUGAAUGACAACAUGCUGUCGGCGCGUAAAUCAAGUGGCCUAGUCAUCAGUACUGGGAGUAGAGUUACUUGCAGUGACUUGGCGCGAGUGGUUGGUGACAUAAGAGCACGUGAAUGCGUAACGAUAAUGACUUCACCUGUAGGGGAUGUAUGUGAUGAUAUAUUCUCAGACCUGGCAGUUGGACUUGGUGCAACCUUUGUGAGGUUUGGAGCGCCAUCUAGAGGCGAAAACACAUCCAAGAUAAAUCGCUUUAUAGAAAUUGAACGGAUAAUCAAUGAGAGCAAGACAUCCAAGAUCAACUAUUUAUCCAAGUUUGAAUUCCCUGUUAUAAAACCACCACCACCGGCGCCAGUGAGCGACGAGGAAAAUGAAAUACCAGCGGAAAAUUCUUCACCAGACCAAAAGAAGAAAAAAUAAAACAUUUUCACAUAAAAAGUGUAACAUUCUUUAUUUUUUCUCUUAUCUGUGUGUUAACGUUUUGCUCUUCAAUACAUUAUUGCUUACUGUUUAA
Ciona intestinalis (vase tunicate) is the source of this 1389-nucleotide messenger RNA. The record is from RefSeq and is a predicted model, not a curated record. NCBI's taxonomy places the organism in Eukaryota, Metazoa, Chordata, Ascidiacea, Phlebobranchia, Cionidae.